ACACAAAGAGAAAUAGAUAAGGGGAGAGCAGGAGUGGAGGAAAUCUGGAGGUGAGGAAACAGUGAUUACAGACCACAUGAGAAAUGGACAAGAGUGGAUAAGACAGGGGAUGAGAGCCCAUCAUACAGAGGCCAGUUCCAUAUCUUCCAGCUAAAAUGGGGGCUGGGCUCAAGGGCCCAGCCAUCCUGUCAGUGACCACAGGGCGGAUCUUCUGCAGCAUGGGAAAGAAGAAGCCAGAAUCAUGAAGGAAGUUGUCUGGUCACAAGGAGGUGGAGAUGGGGAGGUCCUGCCCCACUCUGUCCUCCACAUGAGAAGGCCCUGGGGUUGUGUGCCCCUUUACACUGAUUCUUCCUGACUCCUGAGCACCCCAGGGUCCCUGCACAGGGCUCCUCUCCUGCCUGAUGUCUCUGCUGGUCUCACUUCCGGGAGGGAAUCAGGCCAUGGCUUGGAUCCUGCUUCUGCUGAUGUCAGCUGCUUGUCUGCAAGCUGGUAACUCAGCAGGAUCCAACAGAGUAAAUGCCUUUGGGGUCAACCAACCAGCACACCUCUCUGGUGUCCCGGGCAGCUCCAUCGAGAUCCCCUGCUCCUUCUACUUCUCCUGGGAGUUGGCAGAGGAUCCGCAGAUGAGAAUUCUGUGGAGAUGGAAGCACUUCCAUGGGGAAAUUAUCUACAACUCUUUCUCGGGUUUCAUACAUGAGCAUUUCAAGAACCGUCUCUUCCUGAACUGGACACAGCCUCAGACAACCGGAGCCCUCAGAAUGGUGGACUUGACAGAGAAGGACCAGACAGUGUACUUCUGUCGAGUUUGUCUGAACACAAGACAUGGCGUGGAGGUGUGGCAGUCACAUACUGGAACCCAACUCACCAACUCACACUCAUGCCUGGCCACGUGCACACUAGACAAGGGCUCUGUCAUUGACUUAAACCUCACCUCCACUCCUGCCUAUUUUCCCCUUGAAGUACUGGGAUUACAAGUGCAUGGCAACACACACAGGUCUCUGGGGAUGCUGGGAAGAGGAAGUGUUGGAUCAGGAGUCCUCAGGCAGAUACAGAGGACACAUGAUGAGACUGCCCUACUGAGAAAAGCCCCCAGGACCACCUCUCCAAGCCCCACCUCUGCAACUUCUGCACUCACCAGAACUGCACUCACAGCCACAGAAGGGAAGAAGAGCGGGAAGAAUCAGACCCUGGGUCUGGGAACCAGAGUUGGGUUGGCAGUGGCUGCUGCUGUACUCCUGGCUGGGGUCUUGGGGUUGACAGUGUUCCUCAGGUGGAGGAGAAGGAAAGGACAGAGGACUAAAGCCGAAACCCCAGCCAGGGACCUCAUUGAAAACACUGAGAAUGUUGAACCUGAAGGACAAUAUAUGGACCCCAAAGAGAACCCCAAGGAUAAGAACAUCGUGUACGCCUCCAUUGCCCGCUCAAGUCCAGCCUCCCCAGGAACACCACCCUGCCAGCCCGUCCAUGGGAACCCCCAGGAAGAGACUGUGUACUCCAUCGUAAAGACCAAAUGAGUGGGUCUGGGUGACGAUCUCAGAGUCGCCUGUGUUUCUAAUAGGAAGACUCCCAGCUUCCACUGAUACCCACAGCCAGAGACAAAAUCUCAUGGGUCACUGAUAAACAUGGCCAGAGACAGAAAUCCACAUGUCAGGGCGUUUGAGCUCAGAGAAAUUGAGAAAAUCCCUGUUGCUUUUUCUAACUUCCUUGAUCUUCCUCACAAAAUAAA
This is a messenger RNA of Peromyscus leucopus (white-footed mouse), 1726 nucleotides long. RefSeq names its product paired immunoglobulin-like type 2 receptor alpha. The transcript is spliced from 9 exons. The record is from RefSeq and is a predicted model, not a curated record. NCBI's taxonomy places the organism in Eukaryota, Metazoa, Chordata, Mammalia, Rodentia, Cricetidae. Gene Ontology annotation, molecular function: MHC class I protein binding. The coding region runs from base 402 to 1514 and encodes 370 amino acids.